UUUCUGGACAACAGUGCAAGAAAACUGCCGUCAAAAUAUUCCGCGCGAUAAUGAAAUGAAGAAGAUGAGCGAGAAAAUAUAGACGGUCAAAUCCAUCACUAUGUCGCACCGUUGACAUUUGGCGAUAUGGGCCUUGGUUACAUUAAACAGAUGUAAGGUUGAACUAGGAACAGCAUCGUGCGUUGAUUGAUCUUGACAAGAAGUUAACGGAAGGUCAUUUACAGAGGUCAAAAUGUGUUCCUUAGAAAAGUGUACCAGGGAUAAUGUGAAGGAUGUUAAAAGUGCUUAUACAGAUAAAAAAGAUGCUGCCCCAAAAUCUAGUCCAAUCGGCGGUGACACGGAAAUCCAUGUGAAAUUCGAGCCUACAGAGCACCAACAUACGAGGUACAAUCCUCUAAAAGGGGAAUGGGUAUUGGUAUCACCUCAUCGAAUGAAUCGUCCCUGGAGUGGUCAAGUGGAAGAUAAUCAGGACGAGGAACUUCCUGAAUAUGACCCCAAGAAUCCAUUAUGUCCUGGAAAUGUCAGAUCCAAUGGUCAAAUAAAUCCACAUUACCAUAAUACAUUUUCAUUCCAAAAUGACUUCCCUGCGCUUUUGGAAUCUGUUCCUGAUCCACCAGAAUCAUCGGAUGAGUUAUUCAGAAUGGGUCCAGCGAGGGGGAACUGCAAAGUUAUGUGCUUUCAUCCUAAAUCAAAUCUUACCAUCGCUCUGAUGAAAGUCGAGGAUAUCAAGGAAGUUGUUAAACAAUGGAUUCAUGAAAUGCACGAGCUGAGCAAGAAGUGGGCAUGGGUGCAGAUAUUUGAGAACCGUGGAGCCAUAAUGGGGUGCAGUAAUCCCCACCCACAUUGUCAAAUUUGGAGCAGUUCUUUUCUACCCGUAGAAGCUGAGAAGAAGGAUAAAUUUCUCAGCGACUACUACUGCCGCAAUAAAUCACCACUUUUGAUCGACUACAUGCGGAAGGAACUCGUGAAACGAGAACGCAUUGUUGUUGAAAAUGCUGACUGGGUCGUUGUUGUGCCUUACUGGGCUACAUGGCCCUUUGAGACAAUGGUAUUGCCCAAAAGGCAGGUCAUCAGAAUGCAAGAGCUGACCAAGGGCCAACAAGAGUCAUUGGCGAUCAUUAUGAAGAGACUCUGCACUAGAUAUGAUAAUUUGUUCAAGUGCUCUUUCCCGUAUUCAAUGGGAUGGCAUGGUGCUCCGACGGGUCCGCAUAUGAAUGAGGAUUACCGUUACUGGACUUUCCAUGGUAUUUAUCUUCCUCCAUUGCUGCGGUCGGCAUCGAUAAAGAAGCACAUGGUCGGGUACGAACUUUUAGCUCAAGGCCAGAGAGAUUUAACACCCGAACAAGCCGCUGAAAGGUUACGAACUCUACCCGAUGCUCAUUACAGACAUCCAGAGACUAGUUUACCACCUGAUGAACCUGCAAAAUACUGCCUAUGCAAUACCCCAAAUGCUUGAAAAAUCUCACAGCAGCUUCCAAGCUUCUGACAUAGCAUUGUUCUAGUCCCACAGUCAAAAUAUUUGCCAAAAAAAGGACACUAGAUUAGAUUUACGGGUGACAAAAUAAUUACAUUAUACUUACCAGUACCAAAUAUUAGAUAUGUACGAAAUCAACAAUAGAUAUGCAGAUAUUUAUACCUGUAGGUAUAUUUUUGGAUCAAAGAGCUUAUAAUUGAGGAAAUUGUAAUCUAAAAGUGAUAGUAAAUGGUGCAAUUUAAAAUUAAAA
Molecule: messenger RNA, 1724 nt
Organism: Athalia rosae (coleseed sawfly)
Lineage: Eukaryota; Metazoa; Arthropoda; Insecta; Hymenoptera; Athaliidae
Gene: Galt
Product: probable galactose-1-phosphate uridylyltransferase
Exons: 9
Coding region: 233-1456 (407 amino acids)
Biological process (GO): beta-D-galactose catabolic process via UDP-galactose, Leloir pathway
Cellular component (GO): cytoplasm
Molecular function (GO): zinc ion binding; UDP-glucose:hexose-1-phosphate uridylyltransferase activity
Source: RefSeq, a predicted model, not a curated record